Colius striatus (speckled mousebird) is the source of this 9021-nucleotide messenger RNA. It is a transcript of the gene HIVEP1, whose product is annotated as HIVEP zinc finger 1. NCBI's taxonomy places the organism in Eukaryota, Metazoa, Chordata, Aves, Coliiformes, Coliidae. The transcript has 12 exons. Bases 172 to 8361 code for a protein of 2729 amino acids. The record is from RefSeq and is a predicted model, not a curated record. Gene Ontology annotation, molecular function: RNA polymerase II cis-regulatory region sequence-specific DNA binding; DNA-binding transcription factor activity, RNA polymerase II-specific. Gene Ontology annotation, biological process: regulation of transcription by RNA polymerase II. Gene Ontology annotation, cellular component: nucleus.
GCCGCCGCGCAGGGGUCGCCGCGCUCCCCGCCGCCGCCAUCAGCCGCCGCCGCGCUGGCCCCUCCGCCAGCAUACGGAUUAACUGACCCCUUUGACAAGUUUAUGGAGCUGCCGUCUCUCUGCUUGCUGCGCUUUCCGAGAGGAGAAAGAGGUGUAUGAGAUUAGAGGAAAAUGCCUCGGACAAAGCAGAUACAUCCCAGAAAUCUGAGAGACAAAAUUGAGGAAGCACAAAAGCAACUUAAUGGAACAGAAGACCAACAGAGAGAAAUCACCGAUGCUGGCACUAGAGGAACCCAAGACACAAUCAAAGGUGUGAAAAGAAAAAAGAUUGUGACCGAAAACCACCUGAAAAAAAUACCAAAAUCGCCUUUGAGAAGCCCUGCUGAAGCCAAGGUUAAGCAAAAUGUGGACCCUUCACCCCUAAAAGCUCUUCCAGAUGCCUCUGAACACAGCACGGCACAGGAUCACACACCCGUGCAGAACGGAAAUCAGUGUACCAGCCAAAACGGGGGAGUGCCCAGCAGCGAGAUCCGUGCCGAAACGGCCCCAUCGGAGACAUCAAUGCAGACAAAACUUUCCUUGACGCAUCAGUCCUUGAACUUAGGUACACAGGCGGUGGAGGAGACUGCUGCAAAGGACCUGAACUCACCAGAGAAGUCUCUCUCCAACUCCUCGUCCAGUAAAACAAAGACUGACAGUAAUGAAUGUAUUACCUUUGCUGAUUGCGGUACGUCGUCACCGUGCACACGUACUGCCUUCGAUGUCUUACUAAAAGCUAUGGAGCCUGAACUGAACACCUUAGCACAAGAGUGCCCCACUUACGGGAUGCAGAUAGAGAAACUGAGACCAAAUAAAACUGUAAGCACCUCUUCUAGUCUCACGUCCAACACCAUGAGCGUCCAAAACCAGGCAGCUUUGUCGCAGCAGGACUUUGCAGCCGGGCCUCGCUAUUACCCUUGCACGUUAAACAACGUGCACGUAGCAGCAGCCGCCAAGACUGGACAAGCACAAGGCCCGUCGCUUUCUCAUUCACAGGAUCUUCCUACCAAAACCAGUCAACAAAGUCAGCAGGUUGUGAUGUGCCCGAGUUUCACUAGGUCGCUGGUGCAGCAGCAGCAGCAGCAGCAGGGUCAAGAAAACCCCAAGCUGCAGCAGUUAUACAGCAUAGCAGUGACGUCGUCCGUCGUUCACACCUCACCUUCCACCGUGUCUCAGGUUUUUCCUCAAAACCAGUUAGUAGCCAGUUCGUCCUCACCCCAGUCGAUUAGCACAUCGAGCUCCACACACUUGUCUAUAGGUCCCAUGUACAAUUCAGCCCAGAUAGCCUCGGUUGUAAACCACGGUGUAGAACAAAUAUGCAGCCUGCUGAAAGACCAGAAGCCUAAAAAGCUGGGGAAGUACGUGUGUGAGUAUUGCAAUCGGGCCUGUGCCAAGCCCAGCGUUCUCCAAAAGCACAUCCGAUCCCAUACCGGAGAGCGACCGUAUCCAUGCGUCACGUGUGGGUUUUCCUUUAAAACCAAAAGCAAUCUGUACAAGCACAAAAAAUCUCACGCCCACGCCAUCAAACUCGGGCUCGUCCUACAACCGGAUUCGAGCGGCCUCUUCUUAUCCCCCGACUCGGACAAAGCACUUAGCAUUCAUUCAGACGUGGAAGAGAGCGGGGAGAGUGAAGAUGAAGGCACUGCUGAUGAAAGGCAAGACGAGCAGGAACCGGAACCCGGACAAAUAGUGAAAGUCAUUUCGAGUGCAGAAACGUUGAGGAAAGGAAGCCCCGUCCCAUCAAGCAACCCAGACUGUAUAGCAGGCGACUCUUCGCUGCACGAUACGGAACCUCAAGUAAGGGCGGCUUUACCAAAAGUAGUGGUUCAUCCCGUAAAUGUUUCUCCCUUAAGGGCUGAUAGCCCCAAAGUGACAGAACCAGCCCCCGAGCUUGCUGCAGCACAGAGGAAAGGAGACCUCAAAGUGACGGCUCUUCAGUCAAAUUUAACCCACGCGGCCCCAUUCAAGGAGAACGACGCCAAGCAACAUCAGAAAGGAGAAACGGGCCCAGCAGAGGAGCAGGUGGCGUCCGCUGUAGGAGCGGUUCACGCUCAGCUCCAGAGACAGCAGGCGACCGAUGGUUCCCAAGAGCAGCAAGGAAAAUGUCUCCUGAGCCCCAGAAGUUUGGGGAGCACUGAUUCUGGUUACUUCUCUCGUUCCGAAAGUGCCGACCAAACGAUGAGCCCGCCGGCUCCUCUCGUCAGAGGAUUGUUGACCUCCGAGAAAGAUGCAAACAAAACCCUGCCCUGUGUGCCACGAGCAAGCGGCGUGGUGGCGUCAGUGGUGCAAACGGUUUGUGCCGAAAAGAAUCUGAUGCUCUCUGGCCAAAUGCGACCUCCCAUGGCAACAAAAACUCUGGAGGAGCGGAUCUCAAAGUUGAUUUCUGAUAACGAAGCGGUGGUGGAUGACAAACAGUUAGAUAGCGUGAAACCAAGGAGAACGUCGCUUUCGAGGAGAGGAAGCAUAGAUUCACCCAAAUCCUACAUAUUCAAGGAUUCCUUCCAGUUUGAUUUAAAGCCUAUGGGAAGAAGAACCAGCUCAAGCUCUGAUAUACCAAAGUCUCCUUUCACACCCACCGAGAAAUCGAAGCAAGUUUUUCUUCUGUCUGUACCGUCCCUCGACUGUUUACCUAUAACACGAAGCAAUUCCAUGCCUACCACCAGCUACUCAGCAGUACCUCCCAACGUCAUACCUCCCUCUCACCCCCUCCGAGGAAGUCAGUCGUUUGACGAUAAAAUCGGCUCUUUGUACGACGAUGUGUUUGUGUCGGGACCUGCUGCUCCCCUGAGCCAAGGCGGGCACCCUCGGCCCCUCGUCAGACAGGCAGCCAUAGAAGAUUCUUCUACCGGCGAAAGCCAAGUCCUCGGGCCGGUGCGAUCUGUGGAGGAAACCUACCUGGGGUGUAAUUUAUCAAAUGAGUCAUUAUUGCAAAGGAGCAAGUCCCUGGCACAGGGAUCAAACGUAGAGAAAACAAAGAAGUCCCCUCAGGUGAGAGGGACGAUGUUUGAGUGUGAAACCUGCAGAAACAGAUACAGGAAACUGGAAAACUUCGAAAACCACAAGAAGUUUUAUUGUUCCGAGUUGCACGGACCUAAAACAAAAGCAGCAACCCGGGAGCCCGAGCAUAAAAGCGUUCCAAACAGUACCCAGCCUCAAAUUCUGCACUACAGAGUCACGACCUCGACCGGCGUCUGGGAGCAGACACCCCAGAUAAGGAAGAGAAGGAAAAUGAAAAGCGUCGGCGACGACGAUGACCCACAGCAAAAUGAUACGGGCAUAGCUGCAAAGAACACGGAAAGCCAAAGCAAAGCAGCAAAUUCCUCCGGGCUGUCGAAACACGGUGUCACAACGGUGCUGGGAUCGCAACAGCCAGGCAACCUGCUACUUCAGAGUCCCCAAAUUCAGCUUGUGGCUCGAGGCACGGAUCAGCCUGCCGAGCCAAAGAUGGCUCCGCUCGUCGAGAAGCAGGCGGGUUCAACCGUGCAAGAAAAGGUGGAGCUGAAAAGGCAAGGGACUGGCAUUUCAGUUAUCCAGCACACCAAUUCACUGAGCAGAAACAGCUCGUUUGAGAAAUCCGAGUCGUUCGAAAGAGCAUCGCCAGUUUCUUCUCAAGAGCCCAACAAGGUCGCCAAGCACCGCUCCUUGAAUACGGUCGUGAUCCAAGAAGACAGGCACCCUCGUCUGAAUACGCCCCAGCAUCAUCAACCCUUGUCCUUAGAAGCACCUAGAGGGGAGGUUAAGGGAAGCCAAAUCGUUUCCACCGAGAGAAGCGCUCCGCUUCAGCCCUCGCGGCUCAUCCGCCAGCACAACAUCCAGGUUCCCGAAAUACUGGUCACGGAAGAACCAGACAGGGACCAGGAAAACCAAUGCAGCGACCAGGAGAAGACAGAAAGGUUUAACUGGCCGCAGCGCAGCGAGACGCUGUCGAAACUGCCAACGGAAAAGCUCCCACCCAAGAAGAAAAGGAUUCGCUUGGCCGAGAUGGAGCAUUCGUCCGCCGAAUCCAGCCUCGACUCCACGCUUUCCAGGAGCCUCAGCCGCGAGAGCAGUUUGUCUCACGCCUCCAGUUUCUCGGCUUCCCUCGAUAAAGAUGAUACUUUGAAGGCCGAGAACCCGUCCAAAGCGGAGGCUGUCAGUAAGCCCUCGGAAUUCCUCAUGAUUCCCGCCGGCUCGCACGCGCUGGCCGUGCCCGGGCCUCACUACCGGGAAAUGAGACGCGCCGCCUCGGAGCAGAUCAGCUGCACGCAGCCCUCCAUGGAGGUCGUGGACUACAGGAGUAAGUCCUUCGAUUGUGGAAGCAUGUCUCCGUCCAAAGCUGCCCCCCUCCUGGAGACAGCCGCUCCCAAAGGGUCCUCUGCAAAUGGAGUGACUGGACACGUGCCUCUGCUAGAGAGGAGGAGGGGGCCGUUCGUAAGACAAAUAUCGUUAAAUAUCGCUCCAGAAAGCCCUCAGCCUCAAGUCAAAGCAACUUCCUCGUUUCAGGCAGCCCACGUUCCGGACGUGCCCGCGGCGCCGUUGCACAGGCUGCAGCCCUCGGGCAAACCUUCGGUGGAGUUUCCUUCGAGUACUCAGCAUUCCCAGACGCACUCCAGGCCUCACGCGGCGGUUCAGAACUGUACUCCUGUUAGCCUGGCUUCGGCUCAGCAGCCUCUAGAUCACGCACUGAACCAUCAAGGACAGGGAUCCUCGACUCGCCAGCCUGCCCAGCCGUCUGCUAAAACAUCAGCCCAAGGGGAGCAGGUGAGCACGUACUCCCUCUCUUGUCACGCCGAUGACAAAAAGGAUUGCUUCGCUCCAAAGUACCAACUUCAAGUGAAAACGUUGUAUAUAGGUCAGCCCUACUCUUCCAAAUUGCUAAAAAACACCUUAGCAACUCAGACUGUUCCAAGUCAAGCUGGGGCGGAGCAGAAUGCAGCCUCCUUUGAACUGCAGGCUAAACUGUCUGACGUGUCUAACCCGUACUCCGUGCCUCCUCUAAAGCAGAUCGUCCCGAACAACUGCAGCAGCCAGAUACCUCAGCUUCCCCCCUUUGUGGUUCCCGUCCGUAUCCACAGCAGCGUGCCGUCCUACGGCUUUGCAACCGUCACAGCCCUCCCCCACAUCUUGGUCACCCAGGAGCAGGGGAAUCGGUCCGUUUGCAAAACCAGCGUCGCGACGGUGCCAACGCUCGAAGGCAAAACGCAGGUGCCAAAAUCUCACAAAGAUCACCAGAGGACUUUGCCAAACUCGUUUGAAUUUGAAAAUUCCCAGCUGGAAUUGAGAAAUUCACCUCUGUCAAGCUCUUUGAAUAUCAUUCAGAAAGUGCCAGUUAGCGGGCUCUUCCCUCAACCAGAAGCUACGGCUUCAAGCAAGCGAAUGCUUUCCCCAGCCAACAGCUUAGACAUUGCCAUGGAAAAACAGCAAAAACGUGUUAAAGAUGAGAGUGGGGCUGCCUGUGUGAUGGAUAACAGGCCAUUGCAUUCCCUGAACCUUAGAUCUAAUGACCCUACCGGUAAGCAAAAGAAACCGGUUUUGGUAAGACAGGUUUGCACCACGGAGCCUCUUGAAAAUCACCUCUUAGAUCCCGAUGGUGUUGUGCAGCACGAGAAGAGCAGCAAAGCUGGUGCUUCGGACCUGCUGGUGUCUGAUCGUCCUGCAGCUGACACCGGGGUUUCAGAGACCCCCAAGGAGUCACCAGAAUCUGAAGACCUUAAGUCUUCGGCGUCACCGGUGUUUGUAGUUAGGAAACCAUCCGAAUUGUCGCCGGUGAACAAUCAGAGUUCUCUUCUCAAGGCUGGCAGCGGCAGUCAAGAGAGGAGGUCCCCAGGGAACGAGAGCAAGAACAUCAACAGCCAGGGCCAGGCAAGGCCUGUAACUACGUUGGCUGCGAUGAACGCAGGAGAAAUGCAGAGGUUGUCCUUCCCAAGCCUCAAGACCACAACGAGCUUUACCUGGUGUUACCUCCUGAAGAGAAAACCGUUGCACCUGCUGCAAAACGACCAGAAAAUCUCAGCCUAUUCCACCUGGACCGUUAGCCCCAACAAUCCCAAUCCGCUUGGUCUGUCGACAAAGGUGGCUCUCUCCCUCCUCAACUCCAAACAAAAAGUGGAAAAGCCCCUGUACACUCAAGCAAGAACUACUCAUCCCAGGUCCGAUGUGUUGGUCUACUCAAGCAAGUGGAAGAACAGCUUAACCAAGCGAGCAUUAAAUAGAAAGAAACUGGCUGCAACGGAAUUCAGCAAUAAGGAAAACUCUGAGUCAAGCACUGAGCACGACAAAGAAAACUCCUUCAUCAAAACUGAACCCAGAAGAGUUAAAAUAUUUGAUGGAGGGUACAAGUCAAAUGAAGACUAUGUGUACGUUCGGGGGAGAGGGAGAGGGAAGUAUAUCUGCGAGGAAUGUGGGAUCCGUUGCAAGAAGCCCAGCAUGCUGAAGAAGCACAUUCGCACACACACCGACGUCCGGCCCUACCACUGCAACUACUGCAACUUUUCCUUCAAAACUAAAGGAAAUUUGACAAAACAUAUGAAGUCAAAGGCACAUAGCAAGAAAUGCAUGGAUUUGGGAGUCUCGGUAGGCUUAAUAGAUGACCAGGAUGGAGAAGAGGAAUUUGGUGAGAAGCAAAGGUUUGGCUACGACCGGUCAGGAUACGACGUGGAAGAGUCCGAUGGUGCAGACGAAGACGAAAACGACAACGAGGAUGACGACGAAGACAGCCAGGCUGAGUCAGUGCUCUCCACCACCCCCUCGGUGACAGCCAGCCCCCAGCACCACCCCUCUCGCCACGGCCUCCAGGACACCGCCGGCACCGACGAAGACAUCAGGCUUCCCGACUGCUUCGCCGGCGUUCACACGGACUCCAUGGACGGCCUCCCGAAAGCCCUGCUGACCAAGAUGACUGUCCUUAGCGCGGUGCAGUCGGUCAGCAGGAGCUCCAGGUCACCAGCAGAAUUCUCCCAUCAGGAAGCAGCUGAGGAUAAAGGCCAGGAGAGAGGAGCUGGGCCCCGCGGCAGCAGCGCGGUGCCGGUGGACGUCUCUCCUCCAUCUCCAGGUCACCAGAUGUCUGUGGAUUACCCAGACCCAGCAACAGCCCUGGGCCACUCCUUGAUACCAACCACAGCUCUUACAAAGAGCGCGGCCUCCGUGGGCUCCCCCUCCUCGCAGGUGGCAGCGCCUUACGCUGAGAUCCCGGAGGAGAAGCCGCCCGGCUGCCCGCCGCCCGCCAACGAGCCCAGGGCUCCCCAGACUCACCUCUUCAGCCACCUCCCCCUGCACUCGCAGCGCCAAGCCAAGGCAGCCUACGGCACGGUCCCGGUCGGGGGCAUUCAGGUGGUGCCCGCCGGCCUGGCCACCUACUCCACCUUCGUUCCGAUCCAGGCGGGGCCGGUGCAGCUCACCAUCCCGGCCGUCGGCGUCAUUCACAGAACUACCAGCGCCCUGGGCGAGACGGGCGGCGCGGCCGCCGGCCCCGCCGCCAACCCCGUGGGGAUGGCCGAGGUGAACGGCGUGGUGCCCUGCAUCCCCAUCGGCCAGGUGAGCGUGCCGGGCAUCCAGGGGCUCGGCACGCCCGGCCUGCAGCCUCUGCCUCCGCUGGGCGUGGAGACCCUCAACAUCUUGGGCUUGGCCAACGCCAACAUCGCCCCGCAGAUGCGGCCGUCGGGAAUCACGCUGAACGCCGUGGGCCUCCAGGUUCUGACGGCCGGCGCGGCCCCGCCGGGCAACCCCAGCCGGCAGCCGCACAUCCCCGGCCUGCAGAUCCUGAACAUCGCCCUGCCGACCCUCAUCCCCUCCGUCGGCCCCGCGGGCGCCGACGGGCAGGGGGCCGCCGAGCCUCCCGCCGCGGGCACCAAAGCCGGCGAGGCCCCGCCGGAGCCGGCAGAGCCAGGCCAGGCCGGCAGCGCCGCCUCUCCUCAGCGCUACGGCGGGAAGAGCCGCGCCGAGCCCUCCCCGAGGGGCGACCGACCCGACGGCCCGGGCAAGGCGGAUCCCGAAAGGACUGAGGCGGCCAAGUUGAAGCGCGACGGCCCUGCCGCCCAGGCGCAGGUGGCUGCCGCGGCCGAGCCCCGCUCCAAGGCCGACGCCGACGCCUUCGCCGAGGCCCCGCUCCGCCCAGCUGUGUCCCCGGACAGACAGCCCAGUAGUCGCAGAGGCGCUCGGCUCCUUCCUUUUGGUUAUCCUUGCAGCUGCGUUCAGCUCGAAAGGAUGCCCCCCGUGGUUUCACCUGCCACCAGAGAGAAACCCUCCCACUCUUCAGGCUUACCCGGAGCCAGACCUUCCAUCCCAAACCGUCCCACGAUGGCCAAGCGGGGAGGGAGCCCACCAGGUUUUUGUAGAGUGUUUUGAAGUCAUCAAGGUCAAGAGACUGAAGCGGCAUCUUGAAGGAUAAGAAUGACGAGACAACAGAUAUGUCAUAAAGAGGGAUGUUGAGACGUGUGUCAUUUGUGUUUCAGAGCAAGACCUCACACACCUCAUGCUGAUUAAUUUCUGCUGGACUGGGUAACUGGCUCCCUGUGGACAUCCCAUUUACCUGUGAAUCAUCGUUCCUCUCCUUGAGACAUCCCCCAACUCAGAUCGAAGAUCCAGAAGGUAUUAGACAUGAAGCUCAAACAUUAGAAAAGGCACACACAAAGAAAUGCAUCUCUCCUGUCCUGCUGAAAGCUGGCUUGGUGAACACAACCCCAAGCACUUCUUAUAGAAGAAAGAGUGGAAAGACAACGAGAAGGAGAAAGAGACUUCAGAGUGGUACAAGUUAUUUUUCCUAAGUAUUUGCACUUUUGUACUUACUUAGUUGUCCCUUGCAGUUGGAAACUCUUCAGGCUAGAGCCUCACCUGAUGGCAAAUGACAUCCACAGGCUUCAGCAAGAGCUGCAGUGGCUGCCUGAGCCGAGGACUUGGCGCUCCCCAUUUCAAUAUGGAGCCUUGCCUAGGGACACACAAAUUAAAGCAACAUGAAAGCACGUGGUCUGUUUGUUCAAGUGUCUGUUGUGGUGUUGAUGUUGGUGG